AUGAAGCUCAUGUCAUGGAAUGUCAGGGGUCUUAGACGACCUGAAAAAAGGAGUAGAAUUAAAGCAUUAUCGAGGGCAAAAUUAGUAGAUGUUUUGAUGCUGCAGGAGACUAAGAGAGAAGCUGUUGAUGGUAAUUUUGUAAAGUCCUUAUGGCCAAUGGAUGAAAUGGGUUUUAUGGAGGUAGGUGCAGAGGGAAGUGCAGGUGGUCUCCUUUGCAUUUGGACCCCCCAGAUUUUUCAGUUGGUAGACUGCUGCAGUUCCAGGAAUUUCAUUCUUCUUUCAGGUAUCUUAUCUAAAUCUUUUCAUUGUGUUAUCUGCAAUAUUUAUGCUCCGACUGAUGUAUUGAAGAGGAGGAAACUAUGGGAGAGUCUUAUAAAUCUUAAACUCUCUUAUCCCAACCUUUGGUGUCUGGGUGGUGAUUUUAAUGAGAUUAGAGUUAUGAGUGAAAGGAAGGGAUGUUCAAGAAGGGAUAGGGGAAUGAAAGAUUUUAAUAAUCUUAUAGAUAGCUUGGAAUUAAUUGAUCUGAAUAUGCAUGGAAGAUUAUUCACAUGGUGUAAUGCAUUGGAUGGGGAGAGGUGGAGUAGGAUUGAUAGGUUUUUGCUUGAUCCUGUCUGGUUAGAGAAGUAUAAAUUUAAACAAUGGGGUUUGGCUAAAGGAAUUUCAGAUCACUGUCCAGUUUUGCUUAUGGAGGAUGGGAAGGAUUGGGGGCCUAAACCUUUUCGGUUUAUUAAUGCCUGGACAUCCCAUCCUCAGUUUAAAAAGGAUGUGGAAAAGGUCUGGGAGGAGGCUUAG
Camellia sinensis is the source of this 792-nucleotide messenger RNA. NCBI's taxonomy places the organism in Eukaryota, Viridiplantae, Streptophyta, Magnoliopsida, Ericales, Theaceae. The record is from RefSeq and is a predicted model, not a curated record.